UUCCCGUGUAAGUUAUUUCCGCAGUUGAGGAAAGUGAACCGGAAGUCAACGCAGACAGAAGAUUGUUGUGAUACGUGAGUAGAGGUAACGGUUCAUACUCGAGCAGAAUGGCGGACGAGGAGGACGAGCAAGGCUUCGACGAGGAGGUGGACGACGGAGCCACUGGAGUGGAUGUCGGCCACGGGAAGAGAAAGAGGCUCUUUUCCAAGGAGCUCCGGUGUAUGAUGUACGGAUUUGGAGACGACCAGAACCCGUAUACAGAGUCAGUGGAUAUUCUGGAGGACCUGGUGAUUGAGUUUAUCACUGAAAUGACUCACAAAGCGAUGUCCAUCGGACGCCAGGGCCGCGUCCAGGUGGAGGACAUUGUUUUCCUUAUAAGAAAAGACCCCAGGAAGUUCGCCAGAGUGAAAGACCUUCUGACCAUGAAUGAGGAGCUGAAGAGAGCCAGGAAAGCUUUCGACGAGGCUAAUUAUGGCUCAUAACCCUGAAAUGGGACACAUUUUAGUUACAUCCUAAUUGACAUUUUUUGUUUCUCUCCAGUGAACACACAGUAAUUCACCUGACAUUUAAAUGUGCCCUUAUAGCUUUGUAGAUUGAAGUCAGCCAAACAAGGCUUCAUAUCAGACGGAAAUGCAGUAGAUUUCCUGCAGACAUUCUUUUGUUUGAGACAUUUUCAAUAAAUGAUAAAGUCGCCUGUC
Cheilinus undulatus (humphead wrasse) is the source of this 698-nucleotide messenger RNA. It is a transcript of the gene taf13, whose product is annotated as TATA-box binding protein associated factor 13. Gene Ontology annotation, molecular function: protein heterodimerization activity. Gene Ontology annotation, cellular component: transcription factor TFIID complex. NCBI's taxonomy places the organism in Eukaryota, Metazoa, Chordata, Actinopteri, Labriformes, Labridae. The record is from RefSeq and is a predicted model, not a curated record. Gene Ontology annotation, biological process: transcription by RNA polymerase II. The coding region runs from base 108 to 482 and encodes 124 amino acids. The transcript has 2 exons.